Molecule: messenger RNA, 1561 nt
Organism: Drosophila pseudoobscura
Lineage: Eukaryota; Metazoa; Arthropoda; Insecta; Diptera; Drosophilidae
Product: mitochondrial basic amino acids transporter
Exons: 5
Coding region: 461-1528 (355 amino acids)
Biological process (GO): mitochondrial L-ornithine transmembrane transport
Cellular component (GO): mitochondrion
Molecular function (GO): high-affinity L-arginine transmembrane transporter activity
Source: RefSeq, a predicted model, not a curated record
UCGGUUCAGCCUCUCUUGAGUUAUAAAUGGUGUAACUUACUACAAAAUAUGAUUUUUUUAACCUUGCUUGUAUCGUAUUCUUAUUGUUUAUUCUCCCAUGAAUUUAAUGUAAGGAUUAUGUAUGUAUAAACACUGGAAAUUUAUUGGAAUGUCAUGAAAUAUCAUGGAAAAACUACCACUAGUUAAUGUACAUUGUUUUAAUUUUACGGAAAAAUCGUACUGAUUUGAUACAAAAUCAGCUAUUGAAAAAACACUGCUGGACACGUUGAACGUGGUACGAAAACUAGCAGUGAGACAAAUGUUAGGAAGAAGAUUCAAAAAUUUAAAAAAGUGUAUAAAAAGGAGACGAUAUAAAGAUAAGACGAUAAGCGCGGAUGGAUUCGUUGCAGAAUAUAUUUAACAAAAAACCCCCGAGGACUGAUAAUAAAUUCAAUCUUUGGUUGAAGUCUGGACACAAAGAAUGUUUGUGGAUUUUAUUGCUGGCCUCAUGGGAGGUGCUGCUGGAGUACUUGUUGGCCACCCAUUGGAUACUGUGAAAGUUCAUUUGCAAACUGAUGACCCUAAGAAUCCGAAAUAUAAAGGAACAUUUCAUUGCUUAAAAAAAAUAAUAAAAAAAGAUAAUAUUCAAGGUUUAUAUAGAGGAAUAAGCAGUCCAAUGUCAGGAAUUGGAUUAGUAAACUCAAUCGUUUUCGGAGUAUAUGGAAAUAUUCAACGUUUGUCAGAUGACCCCAAUUCACUCCUUUCACACUUUUAUGCUGGUUCCAUUGCCGGACUAGCGCAAAGCUUUGUAUGUGCACCGAUGGAGCUGGCGAAAACAAGGCUUCAAUUAUCGUCACAGAUUGACAGUGGAAUUAAAUUCACUGGGCCCAUCAACUGCAUUAGAUAUAUAAUAAAAACAGAAGGUGUACGUGGAGCGUUUAAGGGCUUAACGGCCACCAUUUUCAGAGAUAUUCCAGGAUUUUCCAGCUACUUUGUAUCUUAUGAGUAUUUGAUGCGGCAAAGGGAUAGUCCUAAUAUCCCAUAUACUCUUAUGGCCGGAGGCUGUGCUGGAAUAGCCUCAUGGCUAGCCUGCUAUCCAAUUGAUGUAAUUAAAACGCAUAUGCAAGCGGACGCCCUAGGAAAAAAUGCUAAAUACAAUGGAUUCAUAGACUGUGCGAAAAAAGGCUUUGAAAAAGAGGGUACUCUCUUUUUCUUUAGAGGAUUGAACUCUACUCUGAUAAGAGCUUUUCCAAUGAACGCUGCUUGCUUUUUUGUGGUUUCCUGGAUAAUGGAUCUUUUUAAUAAAAAUGGAAUGGAUAUGGCAAUGAGCUCUGAUAACCCACUAUAUCUUGUAAACUUAGAAAAUACGACCCUGGCUAAUCUGGGGAACACGUCCUCAAAAAUUGAAGAAUUAGUAAGGAACAUUAUAACUGACAACUCUAUUUUAGUCCAAUUAAUUUCCACUCAUCAGGACAUAACACCAAACCAAUUUACAAAUAAUAUUUAUAACGACUCUGAUAAUUUUAAAAGCCAAAUGGAGUCUAAAUAAAACUUAUAAUAAAAACCCAAAACCUCAAUGUUA